AUGCUGGACUUCAAUAGCACUCCCUUCCAGCCAGCCACACUGCAACUGACAGGCAUUCCAGGGAUGCAGACAGGCCAGGCCUGGGUCGCCCUGAUCUUCUGCAUCCUCUACCUGAUCUCCAUCUUAGGCAACCUCAGUAUCCUUGCUCUGGUGGUUCGGGAGCCUGCUCUUCACCAGCCCAUGUACUACUUCCUCUCUAUGCUCUCUCUCAACGACCUGGGCGUGUCCUUUUCUACACUUCCAACGGUGCUGGCUACCUUCUGCUUCAACUACUGCCACGUUGGCUUCGAUGCCUGCCUGGUGCAGAUGUUCUUCAUUCACACGUUUUCUUUCAUGGAAUCGGGCAUCCUUCUGGCCAUGAGCUUUGAUCGUUUCGUGGCUAUAUGUGACCCACUACGCUAUGCCACGGUGCUCACCAACAGCCGCAUCCUGGCCAUGGGCUUGGGGAUCCUUGCCAAGAGUUUCAUCACUCUCUUUCCUUUCCCCUUCCUGGUGAAAAGGUUGCCAUUCUGCAAGGGCAAUGUUUUGCAUCAUUCAUAUUGCCUCCAUCCCGAUCUCAUGAAAGUGGCCUGUGGCGACAUUCAUGUCAACAAUAUCUACGGACUCUUUGUGGUCAUUUUCACAUACGGCGUGGACUCGGUUUUCAUCCUUCUGUCCUACGCGUGGAUCUUGAGGGCUGUAUUGGCCAUCGCCUCCCAGGAGCAGCGACUCAAGGCCCUGAACACUUGCAUGUCACACAUCUGUGCGGUGCUGGCCUUUUAUGUGCCCAUCAUCGCUGUCUCUAUGAUUCACCGCUUCUGGAAACAGGCUCCUGCUGUCGUUCAUGUCAUGAUGUCCAGUGUCUACCUGUUUGUACCCCCCAUGCUAAACCCCAUCAUAUACAGUGUGAAGACCAAAGAGAUCCGCAGAGGGAUCCUCAAGAUCUUCCAUAAAUCCCAAACCUGA
Messenger RNA from Dipodomys spectabilis (banner-tailed kangaroo rat), 945 nucleotides. RefSeq names its product olfactory receptor 51I1. Gene Ontology annotation, cellular component: membrane. Gene Ontology annotation, biological process: G protein-coupled receptor signaling pathway. Gene Ontology annotation, molecular function: olfactory receptor activity; G protein-coupled receptor activity. NCBI's taxonomy places the organism in Eukaryota, Metazoa, Chordata, Mammalia, Rodentia, Heteromyidae. The transcript has a single exon. The record is from RefSeq and is a predicted model, not a curated record. Bases 1 to 945 code for a protein of 314 amino acids.